Molecule: messenger RNA, 423 nt
Organism: Didymosphaeria variabile
Lineage: Eukaryota; Fungi; Ascomycota; Dothideomycetes; Pleosporales; Didymosphaeriaceae
Exons: 2
Coding region: 1-423 (140 amino acids)
Molecular function (GO): RNA binding; RNA nuclease activity
Source: RefSeq, a predicted model, not a curated record
AUGAAGUUCAUUUCUAGCCUCCUUCUCGCUGCAUCCGUCGCGUUCGCGCUUCCCACCUCCGUUACCGAGGCUCCUGCUGAGAGCGUCGAGAUCGUGAAGAGGCAAUGCGAGGUCCAGUGUGGCUCAAACUGCUACACGUCUGACGAGGUGGCUGCUGCAGACAGCGCCGGCUAUGAGUACUAUCAAUCAGGAGACACUGCCGGUUCUUCUACCUAUCCCCAUCAGUACAACAACUACGAGGGUUUCGACUUCCCCGUAUCUGGACCCUACUACGAGUUCCCUCUCUUGACUAGCGGCACAUACAGUGGCGGCUCGCCCGGUGCUGACCGUGUCGUCUUCAACUCCAACGGAGAGCGCGCUGGCGAGAUCACUCAUACAGGCGCAAGCGGAAACGAUUUUGUUGGAUGCUCGGGAACAUCAUAG